This is a messenger RNA of Colletotrichum lupini, 234 nucleotides long. RefSeq lists its product as uncharacterized. The transcript has a single exon. Lineage: Eukaryota; Fungi; Ascomycota; Sordariomycetes; Glomerellales; Glomerellaceae. The annotation marks the transcript as partial. The record is from RefSeq and is a predicted model, not a curated record.
AAUACGUCGAUAGCGAGUAUUAUAAAAAUUAGUUUUAGCCUAGGUAAGGAAAUCGUCGCCCUAGGUAUAGUAGAAAUAAAAACGUACUUUAGAAUAAUAACUUUCUAUAUUUUACCUGUUAAUACCCUAUUUCUCCUAUAUUUAAAAGACAUAGAUCGACUAAAUAUUAUAUUUAAUAAUACGAAGAAUAGAAUCUCUAGUAAUAAGCACUUUAAGAUAGUCGAACGACGAUAG